This is a messenger RNA of Bactrocera oleae (olive fruit fly), 8173 nucleotides long. The record is from RefSeq and is a predicted model, not a curated record. Lineage: Eukaryota; Metazoa; Arthropoda; Insecta; Diptera; Tephritidae.
AAUAAAUGAAAACAAAGCACAAAGCACAAAGCAGCGAGUAUAUUUCCAAAGAAAAUGUAAACAACGGAAAACAAGAAAACAGCUGAUUGUCGACCAACAGCAUGAAGUAACAAAAGCGACGCAAAAAUAAUAAUAAACACAACAAAGCCUGUGCUGUCUCAUGCUCAUGGAAAUAAUACAACGUCUAUAUGUGCAUAUGCAAUCAUUUUGAGUGAAUAAAUAGUCAAAGCGACGCAUACAAACAAAAGCCAGACGUUCUGAGGCACUGUUUACAAAGGUAUAGGAGUGGGUUGAUAAGGGGGUGAAUUGUGGAUAACGAGUCUCAAUGGCUGGCGAGCAAACCAGCUGAGUGGCUGCGCUGUCAAAACGUGCGCAGGCUGGCGAAUGGAAAUAUGCUUUGACAAAUGGAAACUGGAACUGAAACUGGAACAAUGUUGGUGUAGCGAAAACGCAUGGGAAACGAAAGUAUUGAAUUGAAACGAAUUAGCAAACGCUGGAUAAUAUUUUAGUAGCAGGCUAGUAAAACGCUAAAUAGAAACAAAAUGAAAUAAACGACACUCAUUGACGUUGUAACAACAAAAAGUACAGAAGGUAAAAUAAGUCAGCUAUUAACUAGAGAUAAACGCCAAAUAGCUUCAUCUAAAUUGGUGCGUGCUAACGAAAACGAGUGAAUUCCAAAUGAAUUCGCUACUGUUCUCGAGCAGCUGAGGACCUGUAUCAUCAUGGCAAUUGGUGUAUCAGAACAAUAUCAAGAAGUGGAACUCCGGUAAUUGUGGAUAAGUGUUGCCAUCAAACACAAGGCAAAAGAAAUGAAAACGGCUUGGAAUCGGGCAAUUGUAUGGAAGUAUACGACUUUAGUACUUAGCAAACUAGCGAGGUGUGUAAACGUAUAUUGACAUAUUCGGUGUAUAUUUCGUUUAAUUAUUUUUGGCUGGUCGGCCCGAUACAUAACGGCGGAAACGGAUCCUAUAAAUAAACAAGCGAAUUGCAGCGAACAUUAAAAUUGUUUUAAACAAUAUAUAUAUAUUGGUAAAAACAAAUUAAUUAAUACACGGUGUGAAUUCAAGCGUACAUUACGCCAACGAUCGUGUGCUUGUUCGUAUGCUUUUCUGCGCCAACAGUUUUCCUCAUCGUUAGUAAGUUUCGCUAACUUCGCAAGUGUUUCACGUUCUUCUGCGAUAUAUUGGAUUUCAUUUAUAAAAGUACGAAUGGCGAUAAAAAAGCGAUACAUGUUUGGAAUUAAUACGAAAAUAUACGAAGCUUGAAAAUAAUUGCAAAAAAAUACAAGCAAACAGCGCAUAUUUUGUUUCAGUGUAACCCUAGGUGUGAAUUGUGUGUAAAAUAAUACCACGUUCGACGUGCAAAACCGUAGCAAAAUAAAAUAAAAAGGUUUAAAGUAAGUGAAAAAAAAUGCUGUUAACUAAUCGUCACUGUGAAAGCGAAGUGCCAGCUUGUUGAAAAGCAAGUGCAGAAAACAGAAAAUAACAAUUAUUGUACAGAAUAAAAAAAUAAUAAUAAUUGCAAAUGUUUGAAAGUUGCUUGAAAAAAAUAUUAUAAAAAAAUUAUAAACAAGUUUGAACUUGUGUUUAAAAGAAAAAUUGUUAAAAAGUUCGUGAAGUCAAAAAAAUAAAUGUAUAUACUACCGCUAAAUAUAUUUAAGCAUAAAAACUAAGCUAUCACUGCUUGGUUUUCAAACGCGAGCAACGAAAAAAUCCAAAUUUCCACAGUAUCCCUGUAGUGAAAUGCCUGAAAAACGUGCCACUCGGGGUAAAAUUAUUUACGCAAUUUAUUGACACGCUCCCACAAUUUUCCGCGCUACAUUUUCCUCUGUGUUUGUGCGUGUGUGCGUUAACGUCUGAAAGCUACAUGCAUAUAUAUUUUCGAUUUCUUUGUUAUUGUGUUGCAUUGUGCAUUUUAUAUACAAACAUACGUACAUACAUACAUACUUGUACAUAAAUAUCAAUUUAUUUUCGUCUACAAUUGUUUUUGUGCUUCGUAUUGCCGUCUUACCACAUCAGCGCUUGAUUGCUUUCAAUAUCGGAACAAAUACACCCUUUAUUUUAUGCACACAUACAUAAAUACACAAAAAUAGAUCAAUGACCUGAUAACCUACAAAUAUCAAUAAUUACAACCACAUACACACUGUAUACAUACAUAACCUCACAAAAAAUAUUUUCUCAAUCAGUGAUUAAAACCAGCAGAUCAAUGUCGUUCAAAAGAAAAUAUUAUCGACGUAAAGUGUAGUGAGUUAUUUUAAGUUGUGUACAAUUCUAAAGUCUUUGUCCCGAAAAAGUUUAAACGUCGUUCCGUUAAAUUAAGAAUCCAAAAUUUUUUUUCAAAAAAUCUGACCUUUAUCCAAUUUUAUGAGUUACUAAUAUUAGGAAACGAUUUUAUAUAAACAAAAAACAAACAAAGAAUCUACCUGCAAGGCAGUAUUUCUCACAAAUGGCCACAAAUUCUAUAUACAUAGAGGAUAGCAACAACAGCACUGAAGAGAGUGAAUAUACCAUAUCGAAACAUAUCCCCGUUACAGCAAUGACACACGAAGAACACAUGAAUACCGCCGAAACGCUACAAGGCGAAAACGCCAACACGCAAGCAGCAGAUACACCCAGUAUGAGCGCUAAUAAUGCUAUAACGGGUCUCCAGCAUGCCAUUGGCCCACAACGGUUAGGUGAUGAUGUCUUUGAAAACGCCUUCGACGAGUCCAUGGAUUGUCUGGAACAGGCCGAAGCGGAUGGUUACGAAUCGGACUCGGAAAGCGCCAAUGAGUAUGACGAUACAGUCAGCGAUUCUGUGACGACUGGGCUGCGUACCAUUGACAGUGAACAUCUGACUUUCUCAAGUGGUUUUGGCAGUUCGAUGUUAUCGAGUUUUCCACCAACCGGUUCAUUCGAUUACAACAGUUGUAGCAGUAGCAGCGACAGCGAGGAGGAAGUACGCGCAAGUGUGCAACAUGACGAGCGGUUGGGCAAGUUCCUACCGGUCGAUUCGCGAUUAGACAUCUUUCAUACGCGUCCAUAUUUAUUGCCAUUCGUAGAGCGCCGACGUUUGUCGCAAUGCAAGGAGGAGGAUGAGGAUGAUGGCGACAAGUCACCGCAGCCAAAUACAAGCGGCAUGUCGGCGCCGAAAUUUGAGAAGUCGACUUUGCCUACACCGCCCCCACCACCACCGACCACUGAUGAGGCAGCGGUAGAGAAGUUUAAGGAGUUGGAACGUUUGCGUCAACAAUUUAUGCAUAAAAUAGACAGUAUCAACACCAAUAAUGUGGACGAUAUAAAAACGGUUACAGUGACCGCAGAUAAUUUUUCACCUCCGCCACCACCACCAAUACCGCCAACAAUAUUGCCACCCUCGCUUAUCAAUUUGCUGCAAUCAACUAAGAAGAAACCACUGCCGAUGAUUAAGGCAGCCGAACCGCGUAAAGCAAUUAUGCCUGCACCGCAAAUAGCACCGGCGCCAAACGAAGGCGCCCCGCUGAAUAAUCAUCUGCCGCUUGCAGGUUCUAUAGACAGCGUAAUCACCACAAACCACAAUGCAGCGCUGGUGACAACCCACGCGCAGCCAUCCGCUACAAAUUUCUCCUCAAACACCACCGCAAUAGCCACAAGCAAUGCAACAUUGAAUGCGUCAAAACUCGCACAAAUCAAUUUACCGCACGCCGAAAGCUCUGAAAAGCUUAUUAUUAAAGGUAAAUUUACCGUAACCAAAGCAAAGGAGACACCCGAACUUCAACAAUUGCGCACGGAGGCCGAUAAGCUGAAACAUUUGAGUUCUAGCGCCAAUGCACACACUAUCAGCUUCCCCAGCAGCUAUGGUGGUUAUACCUCUGUGCAAGGGCUUUUCUCACAGCGUUACGGUAGUCACAAAUACCCCACCGCCGUGCCGCAUCUUUCGAAGAAAUUUUUCGAUGCCUCUCUAGUUGAAAUACGUGCGCCGGGUACCAGCAAUUCAUCGCUCAACGAAGAGCUCCCGAAUUGUGAACAGAUCUCAAAAAGCACAGUGAACGCUACAUCUACGCCUGCAUCCACACCUACAACCAAAGCCAUAACAACUCUCAUUCACCACCAAAGUUACAAUAAUUGUGAUAAUAGUUUAGUGAAACUACGCGGCGAUUUAGCGCACUUAGAUGAUGUGUGGAUAAAAAGAUCGGCGAUCACAACUCCAUCAAGGAGGCAAACGCUAGAUGAGAGUGCAUUGGGGAUUGGGCACACAACAGCUGCGCCGUCGGAAGAUGAACAAGAUGGACGCUUGCCUGGUUCGCGACCCUCCAGCGCGCCGGCGGAACCCAAUGCCAAAGCGGCACGAAAGGCUUCCAAAAAGAUGGAGAAAGAGGCGCGGCGGCAAGAAAAGGAAGCCAGUCGACGCGAAAAGGAGGCGCGCAAGUUGGAGCGCGAAACGGCGCGACGUCAAGAACGCGAAGCAGCCAAAUUGGAGAAGCUCAAUCGCAAUAUGGAGAAAAUAUCGCGCAGUACAGAGCGUGUUGGUUCCUCGACGCGCUCCGGCUCGUUAGAGCGACGUCGCAGCGGCGAAGACUCGCCCGUGCUCAACCAGUCGACCGUGCACGGUAUCGCCAGUCCGAAUCGACGUCCCACCAUCUUCGAUGUGUUUCGACAGCGCGCUAAAUCCGAUGCUAAGCGCAAAGAUUCGCUGCUUUUGGCCGCUGGCAGUGGCGGUGUCGCUGCUGCACCCGGCACAGACAACAGCAGCUCGAGUAGCACACACUCUGGCACUGGCGGCGGCGGCGGUGGCGGCGGCGGCAUAAUGAAUCAAAUGAAGGUGGUCAUGCAGAAUUCAGGGCUAAUUGGUCAUCAUCAUCAUGAUAAGCGUCAACAUCCGGCUGUUACGAUAACCGCUGCCGAGGGUGGCAGUGCGAAGAAUAAGUACAAAGAUGGAUCGGCGCAUCCGCAUCAAGGCAGUGAUGCUCAGUACUAUCACACCGUUACAGCGGUACGUCGCGCUGACGCGUCCCGCUCACCUAUGACCAAAGUGAUGGAUUUGUUUAGGAGCCGUUCAAAUUCAGCGGCCACCGAGGCGGAUAAACGCAAAGCGCGAGCAGCAGCGCACCAACAACAGUUAGCCGUGCAAAGUGCUCAUAUGCGUCGCGCCUCAGCCGAUUUGGAGAAACGGCGUGCUUCUUUGGGUGCAGCUAGUCGAGGCUUACGUGGUGAUAGUACAUUAGAUCCUCAUCACGCCGCCAUUUUGUUCCGUGAUUCCAGAGGGUUGCCGGUCGCUGAUCCAUUUCUGGAAAAAGUAAACCUCUCCGAUUUUGAAGAAGACGACUCACAAAUAUUCGUGAAAUUCUUCCGGUUCCAUAAGUGCUAUGAUCUAAUACCAACCUCAGCUAAAUUGGUUGUAUUCGAUACACAAUUGCUGGUGAAGAAAGCUUUCUAUGCACUCGUCUAUAAUGGUGUACGUGCAGCACCGCUCUGGGAUUCACAAAAACAACAAUUUGUUGGCAUGUUAACCAUAACCGAUUUUAUAAAGAUUCUACAAAUGUAUUAUAAGUCACCAAAUGCAUCAAUGGAACAAUUGGAGGAGCACAAAUUGGACACAUGGCGAAAUGUGCUGCACAAUCAGGUUAUGCCAUUGGUUAGCAUCAGUCCGGAUGCUUCACUCUAUGAUGCCAUUAAAAUUCUCAUACACAAUCGUAUCCAUCGAUUACCAGUCAUUGAUCCAGCGACGGGCAAUGUUUUGUAUAUAUUAACACAUAAACGCAUACUGAGGUUCCUCUUCUUAUAUAUUAACGAAUUACCAAAGCCCUCGUAUAUGCAAAAGACCUUGCGUGAUUUAAGGAUCGGCACAUACGACAAUAUUGAGACUGCGGACGAGAACACAAGCAUUAUAAUGGCGUUGAAGAAGUUUGUGGAGCGACGAGUAUCAGCUUUGCCCUUAGUCGACUCCGAAGGACGGCUUGUAGAUAUUUACGCGAAAUUUGACGUAAUUAACUUGGCCGCCGAGAAGACCUACAAUGAUUUAGAUGUCUCGCUACGCAAAGCAAACGAACACCGCAACGAAUGGUUCGAAGGUGUGCACAAUUGUCGCUUAGAUGAGACGCUCUAUACAAUUAUGGAGCGCAUUGUGCGCGCCGAAGUGCAUCGUCUCGUCGUUGUUGAUGAGAAUCAGAAAGUGAUUGGUAUUAUUUCACUAUCGGAUAUACUGUUGUACCUGGUUUUACGUCCAAGUGGCGAAGGUUUAGGCAACUCUGAAAAUUCAUUACGCGCCUCAGAUCCCAUCUUGCGACGCAAGUCGUCCGAUGACGAAGAUGCCGAUACAAAAUCAUCGGGCAGUCGUAGUAUUAUUGAUGAUAUACCCGAAGAGGAGCCAGCAUUGGCGACAACAACAGCGCACACAUCGGCGCCACCAACGGGUGAAGUAACUGUCGCUAACACGAACAGUGAUGAAAUUAAAAGCGAAUCGAAUGAGGAGAUUGACGCCUCAACACAAAAGCUAAAUGGUGAUAGUAGUAAUACCGCUGAAGUGUCCUUUGCCGCCGAGGCGGAAGAAGAUCCUGUAGACGAUGCCGAUCAGUUAAGUGAUAAUGAUGAUGAUGUCGUGACUGGACAAUUUGUGGAUCUGAAGAAAUCACUCGGCGCGUCAGCGGAUGAUGACAGAGAGUUGGAAACGGCCGCUUCGGCAGCCUCAGCGUUGGGUGGCAUGCCAACAACGACGGCACGCGAGAUGGCGCUUGUUAGUGAAUAAAUUUGUUUUUUUUUUUAAUUAUACAUUAAUAUUUCAAGCUACAAACAAACAUAUAUUAUAUACAUACAUACAUAUAUUUAAGUAUGCGUUUUUAGUCAGCGAAUUACAAACAAACAAACAAUAUAUUUGAUAAACUUGAACGUUGCUAUGAAUGCUUCAAAGCCUUACUAAUAUAAAAGAAAAAACAAACAUUCUAGGUGGGUGUUUAGAUUUUUUGAAUGCAUUGGCUUAAUUGUGUGUGCAAACUGCUGCCAACGCUGUGAGAGAGUGAGUCGCUGACACUCGAGCGAUCAGCGAAUGUUGGUGCAAUAACUUUUGAGCCACGAAAAUAGCUUCGCUAAGGCUUCGUGUUGACGCAUAGUCACACACAUGCACACACAUUAAACGCUGGCAAGGCAAGUGUAAUAAUCAAGCUUUUUUGAUAGGGUUCUGCAAACCUCUUAUAAUUAUAUGAAGGAAAAUUAGUGUGUUUUUUUUAAACUUAAGUAGAAAUUAUUGCAAAACAAUAAAGCAAAGUAAAAUAAAACAAACGCUUGUACGAUAAAAAGUCAAUAAAGAGAAUUAUGAUAUUCUAUGAUGCAGAUAACGGAUAAAUUAUUAGUUGCUAUCAGUUGUAAGUAAAUAUGCGUCUUAGUUGGACAAGAAAGGGAGACAAAAGAAAAUUUGUAACUAACAAGCUUCCCACAUUACAAAUACAUACACAUACAAAUAUACAUACUUACAUGCAGGCAUAUAUACAAAUUUGUUUGCAACACAUACAAACAUAAAUAAAAUCGUAAAAAGCUAAUAAAAACACAAUUAACAUCAUCUUAUCUAAUAAAAAAUAUAAUCAAUAAAUAAAUAUAAAGAACCAAUUAAUUUCAAACAAAUACCGAAACAAAGAUUUCAUACCAAUUAAAGCAGCAGCUUAACCACCAUACAAUUAAAAUGUAGUUUUUAAUAGCGGAAGUAAAAGCAAAAGCAAAUGGAGAAAACAAAGUGCAGAGUAAGCAUCCGUACGUUUAUUAUGUAAUGUAAUAGUUGGAAGGAAUGUUACGUAUGUUUUUAUUACAAUUAAACAAACAAGCAAAAUAAAAAUAAAACAAAAACUUGAUGGUACUUUUUAUAUAAAAUAUUACUAUUAAACUAUUAUUAUUAAAUAUUAUUAUGUACUGCUAAUUCAAUUAUGAUUACUAUGAUUAUUAUUAAAUAUAAUUAUUAAUUAAUGUAAUUAUGAUUACUGCUAUUAUAAUUAUAAAGUUCAAUAAAAGAAAAGAAGUUUUAAAAUAUUGAAUUACUGAUGUAUGUAGGCGAAUACUAUUAAUAAUACAUAAUAACAAUGCAAGCAAAAACUUUUAUUUGAAUAAAAAUUAAAACAAAAAAUUAAAAACAUUUGAGAAAAAGAGUAUUGUAGUAUUUGCGCGUGGUGCAUAAAACUAAAAGCAACAAAAGGAAAUAAAUAAAUUACUAAAUAUUCUUUCCAAAAAGCGUA